Beta vulgaris subsp. vulgaris (sugar beet) is the source of this 1169-nucleotide messenger RNA. Its product is annotated as profilin Sal k 4.0101. The transcript is spliced from 4 exons. Gene Ontology annotation, cellular component: cell cortex. The record is from RefSeq and is a predicted model, not a curated record. Gene Ontology annotation, molecular function: actin monomer binding. NCBI's taxonomy places the organism in Eukaryota, Viridiplantae, Streptophyta, Magnoliopsida, Caryophyllales, Amaranthaceae. The coding region runs from base 323 to 724 and encodes 133 amino acids.
AAAAACACCAAAAACUAAAAAUAGGAAAUUCCAAUGAGCACCACAUGAGGAGGGCCAUGGAAGCAACAAUAUUCACGGCAAAGAUUUGGGAAUUUGUGACCCCAUCAUACUUCAUCAUCUUCCCCUGACACCCCGCUUCAUUUUUACGCCAACUUUUUUUUUUUAUUAUUCGAAUCUCAUCUUCUCUAUUUCUCUCCUUCCCAUAAUUAUAUUUCUUUCUCACACCAAUCUUAAUUUCUCUCAUUCAUUUUCUCUGUCAUUUUUUUUUUCCUCCAUUAACAUAAAAGUUGAGUUCUUUUUUGUUUGAUCAAAAAAGAAGAAAAUGUCGUGGCAAACAUAUGUUGAUGAGCACUUAAUGUGUGAAAUUGAGGGGACUAACAAUCACCUCACAGCUGCUGCAAUUCUUGGCAUUGAUGGAAGUGUUUGGGCUCAGAGUUCUGCCUUCCCUCAGUUCAAGCCAGAUGAGAUAGCUGCUGUUGUGAAGGAUUUCGAUGAGCCCGGCACCCUUGCACCGACUGGCUUGCACCUUGGUGGCACAAAGUACAUGGUUAUUCAAGGUGAACCUGGGGCUGUUAUUCGUGGAAAGAAGGGCCCUGGUGGAAUUUGUGUUAAAAAGACUGGUCAGGCUUUGGUUAUCGGUCUCUAUGACGAGCCUGUUACUCCUGGUCAGUGCAACAUGAUUGUUGAAAGGCUGGGCGAUUAUCUCAUUGAUCAGGGCCUCUAAAUAUUUCGGUUCAUAUUUACAUAUUUGACAUACACAAGGAGCUUGGUGUGGAUUUGCUGCUCUAUAAAACCGGGAGAUUGGCGUUCUAUGUGAACUAUUCUUCUUUUAUGCUUUUUUUUUUUGGUCUUCUUCCCUUAGAAGGGGUUUAAGUUAGUUUCUUCUGGCAUAAGAUCUAUGACAGGAAAAGGUUUUGGUAUUUAUUGUAUGAAUUGUUUGCUGUGAUCAUGAUGUUUUUAAUGCUUAUGAUUCUGCACACAAUGUCUUACUAUAAGUUUCUUAGGUACAUACUGCUGUGCAGAGUGGAAAAUUAAUGUCAUGAACUGGGUAAUUUUUAUCAUUUUUUUUGUCAAGACUCAAGAGUAUGGUCAAGGCAGAUUUGAUCAAAACAGCAGCUCGUGUGUGGAAUAAUAUAAUUGCAAAUGGCAUAUGGUUCAAUGAUUGAGUA